Messenger RNA from Opisthocomus hoazin, 1491 nucleotides. Its product is annotated as ectonucleoside triphosphate diphosphohydrolase 8-like. Lineage: Eukaryota; Metazoa; Chordata; Aves; Opisthocomiformes; Opisthocomidae. Gene Ontology annotation, cellular component: plasma membrane. Gene Ontology annotation, molecular function: UDP phosphatase activity; ribonucleoside triphosphate phosphatase activity; GDP phosphatase activity. The record is from RefSeq and is a predicted model, not a curated record. Gene Ontology annotation, biological process: nucleoside diphosphate catabolic process.
AUGUUUGCUAACAAGAAGCACUUCAUCACUGCCAUCAUCGGGGCGCUGGUCACGCUCUCCAUCAUUGCCCUUGUUCUCAGCCUGGUGAAGAUUGAAGAUGUCACCCUGCCACCCAUGGUUAAGUAUGGGAUGGUGUUUGAUGCAGGCUCAUCCCACACCUCUCUGUUUGUGUACGAGUGGGAUUCAGACAAGGAGAACGACACCGGUGUGGUCAGCCAGACCUUGUCCUGCAACGUCCAGGGUCAAGGCAUAUCGAGCUAUGCCAACGAUCCCCCGAAAGCUGGUGAUUCCCUAAGGAAGUGCCUGGAUAAAGCCCUGAAGGUUGUUCCUGCUGCAAAACAGAGGGAUGUCCCAGCUUAUCUUGGAGCAACGGCCGGCAUGAGGCUACUGAGGCAACAGAACAGCUCAGCAGCAGAUCAAGUCCUGGCCGAAGUCGCUAAAACUAUGCAAGAAUACCCCAUGGCUUUCAAAGGGGCUCGAAUCCUUACAGGAGAGGAGGAGGGGGCUUACGGCUGGAUCACCAUCAACUACCUGCUGGACUCCUUCACUAAGUACUCCCCCAGAGCACACACGUGGGUUCAUCCAGAGGCGGCCAGCAUUUUUGGGGCACUGGAUCUUGGAGGAGCAUCCACUCAGAUCAGCUUUAUGCCCGAAGGUUCAGUGAUAAACUGGAAUGAAGCCUCCAAGUUCAUGCUGUACGGAUAUAACUACAGCAUCUACACGCACAGCUACCUCUGCUACGGGCAGAACGAGAUGCUGAAGCGACUGGCAAAGCAAUUGAUUGUGGAGUCAUCCUCCAGCACGCGAGUCGAUCACCCUUGCUACCCAAAAGACUACAGCGAAAACAUCUCGCUGUCUUCCUUCCGCACCAGCGCCUGCACCAACCAGAGCGACCCACGCCUGACCCUCGACGACAGGAACGUGACCCUGGAGGGCAGGGGCAAUGCCACCGCGUGCCUGGCUGCCAUCAAGAAGCUGUUCAAUUUCUCGGCGUGUGGCCAAAGCCAGGACUGCACCUUCGACGGCAUCUACCAGCCCCCAGUCAGCGGGAAGUUCAUGGCCUUCUCCGCCUUUUACUAUAACUUCAAGUUUCUCAACCUGACCGAGGGGCAGUCGCUGGCCACUGUCAGGGAGACCAUCGAGCAUUUCUGCACAAGAGGCUGGGAAGACCUGUCUUCUAGCUACCCUGAAGAGAACCCUGACCGACUGCCUAAAUACUGUGCCAACGCCAACUAUAUCCUCACACUCCUCCUCGACGCCUACAAGUUCAGCGAGACCAGCUGGAACAACAUCUUCUUCCAGAUGAAGGCGGGGAGCUCUGACGUCGGCUGGACGCUGGGCUACAUGCUGAACCUCACCAACAUGAUCCCGGCGGAGGUUCCGGCGCGGGUGAAGGGGCACGUUCCUUCCCUGUGGGCUGUGGCUGUCACCUUCAUCAUCCUCACCCUUACCUUGGGGCUUGCUGCCCUACUUCUGCUCUUGUGGGUGUAG